This is a messenger RNA of Pieris macdunnoughi, 1005 nucleotides long. Lineage: Eukaryota; Metazoa; Arthropoda; Insecta; Lepidoptera; Pieridae. The record is from the annotation of a GenBank genome assembly.
AUGACUGGAAAUGGUAAUCAAGAGGCUGAAGAAUCGUUGUUAUAUUCAGCUCGCCAUGGAGAAAUGGCUAUGGUAAAAGCUAUAAUAGAAGCGAAGAAAGCUGAAAAACUGACUGUAGACUUAAAUUGUAAAGGAAAACUAAGGGGUAAUCUUGGAUGGACACCACUCCACCUAGCUACAUAUUUUGGACACAAACAAGUAGUUUUAGCACUACUUGAGGCUGGAGUUGAUGUUGAUGAAGUCAAUGAAGAUGGUGACACAGCCUUACAUAAGGCCGCUUUUAUUGGAAAUGAGGAAUUAGUGAUUAUUCUUUUAAAUCAAAAUGCAGACGUGAAUGUGAUGAAUGGAGAAGGGAAAACACCUUGUGAUGUAUCAAAGUCUCAAGAUGUCCAAAGACUUCUUGAAGCAGCAGAUAGAGCAAUGCGUCUCGAGAAAGAACGAAAGCUUUUGAAUGCUGCUAAAGACGGACGUCAUGAUGUUGUCCAAGAAUUGUUGACAAGUUCAAAUCCUCCAAGUAUAAACUGUGUCGAUGUCCAAGGCAACUCCUGUCUCCACUGUGUAGCUUACCGAGGUCACGCAAGGGUGGCCGUGCUUUUACUACAAAAUGGCAUUGAUACAACGCUCAGAAACAAUAAUGGGCAACUAGCCAUAGAUAUAGCUAAAGACAAUGAUAUCCGCGAAGUACUUAGCGUUCGCCCGGUCCGAAGGUUACAACGCACCGCUGCCCGGUUUGAAGGACCAUUACUUAAAAGAUCCAGGUUCCUUGGAUGGAGGCCCGUUUGGGGGGUACUUCAACGUGGUGUGUUACUGUACUAUGGGAACCGUGCAGAGGCGGCUCGCGACGUCUCCCGAUGGCGUGACAAGAAAUACAUGGAUGCUGCUAAAUUAAAUUUUCCGGACACCGAACCCGCACUCAUUGUGAUUAGCUUCAGCGAUGGUGAGACUCAUAGAUUGGCUGUGCCGCCUGGAGAUAAUGUUGCUGUAUGUAGGCAGGUUGGUAUAUAA